GAAGAAGUUUUGGUAUUCUAAUCCUACACUUGGAUCUGAAAUGCUGCACAAAUCAUCCAGCUUGACAGAUGUUUUAAAGUUAUCACCUCCAAAGGUUAGGAAACAAGAUAGCAUUCGUAAGAAAACUUUGGACGUUCUGUUUUUUCAAGCUGUGAGGGACCUACUGAACACCCCUCUAGUUGGCCAAGAACUUUAUAAUCUCAGUGUGGAAGUGUUUAAGGCUUCCCUCACAUCAGAUUUUUCAACAUGUCGCAUAUAUUGGAAGAGUUCCGGCAAUGCAGAAAAGGAUGAAAAUAUUCAGCAAAUUCUACAGAGAAAAGCAUCAUAUAUUAGACAUCUUCUGAUAUCAUAUCGUAUCCGGGUAAAUGUUCCUUCAGUAAUAUUUAUUAGGGACAGAGAAGAGGAGGCUAUAAGAGAGGUAAGAAAGAAAUUUCCUAUAUGUCUGUAUUUUUAG
This is a messenger RNA of Protobothrops mucrosquamatus (brown spotted pit viper), 454 nucleotides long. RefSeq names its product putative ribosome-binding factor A, mitochondrial. NCBI's taxonomy places the organism in Eukaryota, Metazoa, Chordata, Lepidosauria, Squamata, Viperidae. The annotation marks the transcript as partial. Gene Ontology annotation, biological process: rRNA processing. The record is from RefSeq and is a predicted model, not a curated record. The transcript has 4 exons.